Eucalyptus grandis is the source of this 2139-nucleotide messenger RNA. RefSeq lists its product as uncharacterized. Gene Ontology annotation, molecular function: protein binding. The coding region runs from base 363 to 1955 and encodes 530 amino acids. The record is from RefSeq and is a predicted model, not a curated record. The transcript has 3 exons. Lineage: Eukaryota; Viridiplantae; Streptophyta; Magnoliopsida; Myrtales; Myrtaceae.
CAGAUGAGAAAGAGAAGGGUCUAGUCACGGCAAAACGGGUUCUUGUCCUCUUCAAAAAUAUCACAUUAUCCCCUUCGGCUGAACCGACUUUCGGUUGGUUGCAGUUGAAAACAGAGGCAACUUUGAGGCCGUCUUUUUCUUUUCCUGAUAUCGUGCGGAUUGUGCAUUAAAAAGUAGGCUUUAUUUCUAAAAAAGAAUGGCAAAGUCAUACUAUACCACUCACCAUUUCACACGGGAUUCCUGGGACCUUGACUAUUAGUUCUUGGUUUGGUUUGUCAUCCAUCCUCCCUGCCUCUGAUCAUCCUUUAAGGUUUCUCUCAUCUGCAUAAAUUCCAAGUUCUUUUGGGCAAUUUGGGGGCUUCAUGGGGUUGAAGGUGGCUUCAAAUGGCCUGAAAUCAUCACACCCUAUAACCCUCUGCUCAUUAUUUCAUUCACAGAAAAGGGUCCCAGUUUCUUCCUUGUUAGGGCUUUACAAUGGAAGAAAUCCUAACGUGCCCUUCAGAUUAGUGCACAGAACAGCUCCUUUCGGCUUCCAUAAAUCAGGAAAUGGCUGGCUCAAACGGGUUUGCUGCGGGAGUUCCGAGAUGUUUUCGGGCAGAGAAGUGUCUAAUCAGACUUCGGAAUCAGCCCCAGGAACCAAUGUGUCCAUGUGGGGAUAUGGUGAUUGCAGUGAUACGAUGGACUUUGCUUUUGCAGCGGCAGAUGUUUCAGGGCAUUUUCCGAACAAGGAGGCGGAAGGUAAUGGAAAUAGGGGUCUUUCGGAGAGAUCGGCAUGCUCGAAGAUGGAUUUCCUGGAGCCGUCACUGCUCGGUAUCUGGCCAAAGCCACCGGAGUGGCCUGAGAGGAACAAAAUCGUUAGCAUUGGGAUAGAGAUGAAAGCGAGAAGCAUCGAAAUCCCCUUGUCUCUUAGGAUGAUAAAGAGAAAGAAGCAACUGGAUUCGAGGACCGUCGAAGCAAGGGAAUAUGAAUGCUCUUCAGUCGAAAAGGCCUUUGCUUCGAUGGUGCUUAUUAUUAGAGAGAUUCAGAGCCAUGCCAUGCACAUGAGGGAGAGUCUCUGCAGUGAGGACUUGGGGGAGAUAGUGAAUAAGGUGCACAGAGAGAUAAAUUCGUCCUUUGUGUGGAUUUUCCAACAGGUCUUUUCGCAAGCCCCGACUCUUAUGGUGAACGUAAUGAUACUCUCUGCUGAGUUCAGCGCUUAUUCUGUGGUUCACAACAUGUCAAAUAUGUCCUCUGAAGUAUCUCCGGAGACUUUGCUCCUGAUGGAAGAUAAAGGGCGAGAAAACUCAAGCUUUAGUUCGACAAAUGGGACUACUCGAGGAAAUGUUCAUCCGGAUAAAUCCUCCGCUGCAGAAGAAAAGCCUGGCGUUGCUCCUGGCGAGAAACUGCGAGUUUCUCCAUCGGGGAACGAAACUUUGAACAUUGAGGAGGCGAAUCUGUGGAGCUCUAUAGUGGACGAAGGAGCAAAGAUGGAGGCAUUGUUAAGGGGCGGCGAAAUUCUUGAUCUUGGAGGGAUGAGGAAGUUCCUUUCGCCAGUGUAUGUGGAAAUUGAAACCGAUGAUUAUGAGGAAUAUCGGAGAACAGAUCUUCUGUACCAACUUCACUUGUCUCUGGAUCCUUACAAUCCCCUGCUGCUCUCUAAUUAUGCACAUUUUCUCUGCCUCGUAUACCAGGACUACCGCAGGGCAGAGGAGUGCUAUAAGCGCGCUGUGCAGGUUGAGCCCCCAGACGCCGAAUCUUUGAGUCGGUACGCGGAUUUCUUGUGGAUGGUGAAGAAAGACGCAUGGGAAGCAGAGGAGAGAUAUCAGCAAGCAAUUGCGGCCGAACCGGAGAAUCCCUUCCAUGCAUCCAGGUAUGCGAGCUUUCUCUGGAGUUCCGGAGGCGACGAGACAUGUUACCCUCUUAACCACUCCUCAGGCGACAAGACUAGAUUAUCAGAAGCAGAUGAUGCGUUAUAAGGUAGUCGAUCUCCUAUUUUGGCUGCGAAAAUGUAGGCCUCGGCUCGUGUUUCUUCUCCAUGGAUUAUUAGGACGUAAAAAUUAAGUGAAGAGAGUGGAAGUGGCAGUCUUAAAAAGGAACAGGCCGUUUCAUCUUCAUGCAAUCCUAAGCUAAUUAUGAGAGAUCUUUUACAAGCUUGCAUUC